Strongylocentrotus purpuratus (purple sea urchin) is the source of this 1703-nucleotide messenger RNA. RefSeq lists its product as uncharacterized. The record is from RefSeq and is a predicted model, not a curated record. NCBI's taxonomy places the organism in Eukaryota, Metazoa, Echinodermata, Echinoidea, Camarodonta, Strongylocentrotidae. Bases 524 to 1513 code for a protein of 329 amino acids. The transcript is spliced from 2 exons.
UUUUGCUGUAUAUGAUAAUGAAAAAAUGAAAUGUUUUUGACGUUUGCCAUAUUUUUGCAUCAUGAUUAUGAUACAUCCAAAGUUUAGUUUAUUGAUUGAAAUCGGAGAUAUCAUUUUAAAUCAUGUGUUAAUAACGAAGUCAAUGAAAUCAAUCAGUGCUGAUAUCCCUUUUUACAUGUCGUUCAAAGUCCAUUACUAUACCUGUGUGUAGGUUAAAUUCGCAGCCCAUUGACACAUGUUGACAAAAAAUGUAAUUUCUUUAUCAUGCUUUGUGGUUCCGGUGGGCGUGUAUGUUUUAUACUGCAACACCGACCGGUUGACUGACUUCCGUAUUUACUACGCAUGUACAAAUCACUAAUGGAUCACUCUAUGUAAUUGUAAAGAGAGUCCGAACAAUUGGAGUGUCUGAACUGUUCAUUUUCCAACCUUUUAGUAGCAUUUCACCUCACGUUUUAGUGCAAAGACCGCAAUAAUCAAGUUUGUGUCUUGGACAUCGCAGAUGACAGACGAAUAGCCUACGUGAAUGUCUACGACGAUGACGUCGCUAAAACCCAAUGGAGAGGCCGACCAGGUCCGUAUCAUACUCUGGACCUUCCCUCGUACAUUGUCGACAGCAUUGAUCAAAUGCCUGAGUCAGAUCGACGGCGUGGAGAUCUGGUUUGAACCGUAUUGCUUCUGCAGUAUGGCUGCUAGAGAAUACCGACGGGCUCACGGCCGAGAGUUGCCGACAAGCUACGCAGGCAAUGAGACGAAGUUCACCGAAGCUGCGCGACUUCUCUCGAAGGUGGCGCUCAUGCCUGCUGGUGUCAUCGACCCCGAGAGACUGGCGUAUGAAGGCGUCAAAGAGAGGCUUGAAAGCUCGACGAGUAAGUACGUCAUCGUGAAGGACAUGGCUUUGUCGAUGUCAGACAAGAAAUAUCGUCGUUAUUUACCCGAUGGUUUUACCCAUGCGUAUUUGAUCCGCGAACCUGCGGCAGCUAUCACAUCGUACCGUCGAGCCACGUACCAAAGCUUUCUGUCGGCAGGGUACCUGGUCGGGGAAGCAAGAGAUGAAAACAAAUUUGACAUUGAAAGGGAUAAUUUUUUAAUGGACGCUGGCUUGUUUCACCAAGAACUCUGCGAGCUCUGGAGAUAUUCAUCCCAACACUCAAAAGCGAGUGCUCUUCCCAAGGAAGGAAGUUCCGAAAGGAGUAAGCAAUCGGUCAUCAUCGAGUCAGACGAUCUUCUCACGAAGCCACACGAAGUGUUGCCGAAGUUUUGCCGAGCACUUGGUUUGCCUUAUGACCAGUCGUUACUGCGAUGGGAUGCAUCCGCGGACGUGGCAUUUACAUGGAAAGCGGCUGGGGAUGAAGUUCUACGACAUAACGUCCAUUUCUACAAGACAGCGAUGAGCAGCACGCAUUUCGUGCCAGCGAAUAAAAGAACACAGGUUCAAAAUGUAUUUGAAGAUGUACGGCGUCUUGCUGAGAAAGCUCGACCAUAUUAUGAAGAAAUGUAUAACCACAAAUUAUAGAAAUUAUUUGCAGGAAAACGAGGACGAUCUAGAAAAGCCCGGGAAAGGGCAUUCUAGGACAAAAUAUUAUACAAAGUGUGAAAGUCGUUUCCUCCACUGAAUAAUUUGUUGCCGCCACUUACAAAAUUAUUUCCACCGAAUUCAAGUCGUUCCCUCCAUUUAGUAAACGAUUGGAAUAAGCGUGGGGGUG